UUAGCAGGAUGGCAGUGUUGGCGAGCGGUGAUUUUAAGCACCACUUUCAUGGUGGCGAUGACAGUAGCGACUCCUAACUUCACCGUGCCAAAGCGAGUAGCGAACAGGAUGGUACCUAGCUGGUGGUUCACAGCCAAGCGCGUUUGCUAUGGGGGAUACGAUUGUUCCCGCGAAGAAUGUUGUACUCGACCAAUGCUGUCUUCGAACUCUUAUUGCAUGCCCAUGAGGACGAGGGGGCAGGUGUGUAACACGAGGCCGCAGCUUCUCGACCCGGAAAACGAGCUUUACUUCAAUGACUGCCCGUGUCUCCCGAACUUCUCUUGUGCUACCCUAAAUCACAAGACGGCAGCAACUUGCGUUGAUACGAAAUCGUUGGAGGUUGACUUCAUGAAGUACAAGAAUUCCUUCCUGAAUAAUAAAUUCACAAGAUGAGCUAAAUGAGGCGGAGAACAGCAGGAGAGAAUGGGGAACAGUAUUGAUGUUACCGAUAUCAAUGAUAGUAGAAAAUAUUGUAAACGGCAAUAAAUUC
Molecule: messenger RNA, 529 nt
Organism: Penaeus monodon (black tiger shrimp)
Lineage: Eukaryota; Metazoa; Arthropoda; Malacostraca; Decapoda; Penaeidae
Exons: 3
Coding region: 49-432 (127 amino acids)
Source: RefSeq, a predicted model, not a curated record